UCAUUCGCGGGCGAAGCGGAAAGCGCGGGCAGGCCGUGCCGCGUGACCUGAAGGCAGUCGCACGUUUACCGGCCACGGCCGCGCUGUCGCCCCUUUCCUUCCAUCCUCGCGCUUUUAUUCCACUCCCACCCCCCUCCCUCCUUCCUCCGGCCGUCGUCGCGCCGGGCUCCACCUCCACCUCCACCUCCACAAGAGACUCCACUCCCCGCCAACUAGUGCUGCUACGUACGUACGUACUACCACGAGUCGCAAUCCCCGUUCCGAAUUCCCCACCACCACCACCACCACCACCACCGCCACCGCGAGCGGAAAGCGGCUCCGUCCUCCCUUUUCGCUUAUCUUUCGCCCCGCUCCUUCCGUUUCUCGCUCAAGCACUAGGAGCAGUGCUGCAGCUGCAGCAGCAGCAGCAGUAGUACGUAGCAAGGAAGCAAAGCAAGGCGGCGGGCUUCUGAUGUCGUCGCCGCCCGCCGCGCCGGGCCCGGCCUCGCCGCCGGGAAAUCGCACGGCGCCGCCCCCGGCCUCCGCGCCACCCGCUACCAACUCGACGCCCCCUUCGCCGCCGGCGCCACCGGCCUCCUCGCCGCCGCCCUCUUCCCCCCUGCCACCGCCGUCGACGCCCGCGGCGGCGCCUCCGUCCUCCGGCACCACCCCCGCGACGCCCUCCCUCCCGCCUCCCUCGGCGCCCGGGACGCCCGCCGCGCCGUCUCCCCCGUCGACCACGCCGUCUCCCCCGACCGAUCGUCCGACGCCGUCUGCCCAGGCCUCGCCGCCGCCGCCGAGCUCGGGGCUCACGACGGCCACGGUGGCGGGGAUCGCGGUGGGCGGGCUGAUCGCGCUGCUGCUCGCCAGCCUCCUCUGCUUCUGCAUGCUCAAGAAGAAGAGGCGCCACCACCCGCACCACCACCCGCCGCCGCCGCCGCCCCACCACCUGCACUACUACGGGCAUCCGCCGCCGCCGCCGCCGCCGCCGCCGUUCAAAGGGGAUCAAUAUGGGUGGCAGCAUAAUGCCCCUCCGCCACCCCCUGAUCAUGUUGUGAAGAUGAACUCAAAUCCUUCGACUAAGCCUCCGCCUCCUCCGCUCAAUGUACACAGUAGUGGUUCUGGUUCACAUUUCUCAGGUGGUGGUGAGAACCGACCCCUGCAAUCACCGCUUGGCAACGCCCUCAGCUUCUCGAAAGCCACUUUUACUUAUGAAGAGUUGGCGGUGGCAACCAAUGAAUUCUCCGAUGCUAAUCUUCUCGGCCAAGGUGGCUUUGGAUUUGUUCACAAAGGAGUGCUGCCAGAUGGCACAGAAGUUGCUGUUAAGCAAUUGAGAGAUGGAAGUGGCCAGGGAGAGCGUGAGUUCCAGGCAGAGGUUGAUAUUAUCAGCCGAGUACAUCAUAAACAUCUUGUGACAUUGGUUGGUUAUUGCAUUUCUGAAGACAAGAGGUUGCUUGUCUAUGAGUUUGUUCCCAAUAACACGUUAGAAUUCCAUAUACAUGGAAGGCGUGGACCAACUAUGGAUUGGCCUUCAAGACUACGGAUUGCUUUGGGUUCUGCAAAGGGAUUGGCGUAUCUUCAUGAAGACUGCCAUCCAAAGAUCAUUCAUCGUGACAUAAAGGCAUCAAAUAUUCUUCUGGAUUACAGAUGUGAAGCUAAGGUGGCAGAUUUUGGACUUGCAAAGUUAACCUCUGAUAAUAACACCCAUGUUUCCACCAGAGUAAUGGGCACAUUUGGGUACCUUGCACCAGAGUAUGCUUCUUCUGGCAAGCUCACAGAGAAAUCAGAUGUCUUUUCUUUUGGAGUAAUGCUUCUGGAGUUAAUAACUGGGCGCCGUCCUGUAAGUUCAAAACAAGCGCAUAUGGAUGACAGCCUGGUUGACUGGGCAAGGCCUUUAAUGACAAAAGCUCUCGAGGAUGGUAAUCAUGAUGCUUUAGUGGAUCCCCAUUUGGGAACCGACUUCAAUGAUAACGAGAUGGCAAGGAUGAUCGCCUGUGCAGCGGCAUGCGUACGCCAUUCUGCACGGCGACGUCCACGCAUGAGCCAGGUUGUUCGGGCCCUGGAAGGCGACGUGUCGCUGGAUGAUCUGCACGAAGGCGUCCGACCUGGCCACAGCCGGUUCAUGGGAUCACACGCCAGCUCCGAGUAUGACACCAGCCAGUACAACGAGGACCUGAAGAAGUUCAGGAAGAUGGCGCUCGGGACCAGCAGCUUCCAGAGCAGCCAGCAUACGCCGUCCAGCGGCGAGCAUGAGCACGAGCACCAGAACCCGCCCGUCCCGAGCAGUCAGACGCAGGAGGUGGAGUUGGGGACUACCAAGAGAGACGACGGUGAUGUCGACGGACAGGCUUCCAUGAGCUGACCACUUUUCCUUCCGCUGGAGAGAUUUAACCUCAGGGCAUCAUUUGUAAAUCCACAGCAUAGCUGAAUUCACAUAAGCUGCCAGCUGACUUGCUUGCAAUGAACAAUUUUUUGUUUUGUUUUUGUUGAGAUAUAUAGUUAUUUUGGUAGUCC
Molecule: messenger RNA, 2493 nt
Organism: Hordeum vulgare subsp. vulgare (domesticated barley)
Lineage: Eukaryota; Viridiplantae; Streptophyta; Magnoliopsida; Poales; Poaceae
Product: proline-rich receptor-like protein kinase PERK1
Exons: 8
Coding region: 452-2341 (629 amino acids)
Biological process (GO): protein phosphorylation
Molecular function (GO): protein kinase activity; ATP binding
Source: RefSeq, a predicted model, not a curated record